Plasmodium vivax (malaria parasite P. vivax) is the source of this 7332-nucleotide messenger RNA. Its product is annotated as cloroquine resistance associated protein Cg2, putative. Gene Ontology annotation, molecular function: transcription coregulator activity. Bases 1 to 7332 code for a protein of 2443 amino acids. The record is from RefSeq and is a predicted model, not a curated record. Gene Ontology annotation, cellular component: mediator complex. Lineage: Eukaryota; Apicomplexa; Aconoidasida; Haemosporida; Plasmodiidae. The transcript has a single exon. Gene Ontology annotation, biological process: regulation of transcription by RNA polymerase II.
AUGAUGACUCUGGGUGGGAAGGACGGGCCGGACGGGCCAGAGGGGCCACACGAGCCGGAGCCAAGGGAGCCCACCGACGGGCCCGACAGCUACGACCAUCGCGACCACCGCGAAGGCUACGACGGCCACGACCACUACGACGACUUCAAAGGAAUCAGCUACGGCAUGAUGCUGAAGAAAGUGCUGCGCCGGUCGAUAAACGACUGGAGCCUCUUCUGCGAGCGCGUGGACAACGACAGCGGAGAAAACGCGGAUUACCUUAGAAGCGCCCUCAUCCAGUACUGCAGGCACAUGAGGGAGUGCUUCCUAAAGCUCCUGGAGGUGAACGCCUUCCGAAGGAACUACAAAGAAAUCAAUGAGACGAUUAAGCUCAUUUUAGAGUAUAGAGAAAGUUACCGGGAACUUAAGAGCAAGUACCAAUAUGAAUUGUACCUAUGCAAAGUAAAAAUGAUGGAUUUGCAAAUAAACGAAAGUAAUGUCCUGUGUGCAGUUGACUUAUUGUCUACGGGGAGGUACACGAGGUUCCCUCUGCUGUUCAAGGGGAUCAUUUCGAACCCAUCAGAUUCGUUCAUUCCAAAUUUAAAUGUGAAUCAAAUAAAUAUCUUAAAGAAACGAAUUGUGGAUGAGUUUCUAAUCAAUUAUUAUACAUCUAGAAUCCCCAAGGAUAAAGUGAAUUUUUCUUUUUCUGAUGGGUUCAUAGAGUUAGAUGUGGUGAGCGAAGUGAAGGUCUCCCUCAUCACCGAUUUUGUCACCUGGAGUGUAGUCAAGGCCGACAUCUUCUUCUUGCGCCACAUGAAUUUGCACUCUUCGCACAACUUGAAUCUCAUCAGCUUGGUGAGCUACGGCGUCGUUCAGAAGAUGGGCCAAAUGGCUGGCGAGCAGAAGGGGGGGGCGGUGGACGCCCCCCAGAUGGAUAUGUCCCAUACGGAUAUGCCCCGGUUGGAAAUGCCCCAUGCGGAUAUUCCCCAUCUGGACUGCCCCACCGAAGCGAGCGACGCGGAGAGUUCCCAAAGCGGCGAUUUUUUGCUAAACAGAGGAAGCUCCCACCACAGUGAGCGGCACGUACGCAUAGAACAAAUGCGGCAUGCCCGGGUGAACCCCAUCGAGCAGCACUACCACAGAGAAAGGGAAAAAAGAACACAAGCAGAGGAGACCCUACCACUGGCAGAUGUGCUUUACGAAAUUUACAAAAUCAGCCACUUCUACUGUAGCGUUCAAAUUAUGGAGUUUUUCAAAGGGAGUAUAAAUCAGCACAACACGUUUAACUACCCCUCGAAGAAGAGUCUCAUAUAUAAGUGCUUUUCCAAUGGCACAGUGGAGGUGACUCCCUCUUGUUAUAACUACAGUCUGAGCGAUAAGGACGCACUGCUCCACCUGGACAUUCAUCUAUACGAGUGCGCACUCGGCAAGGGAAUGUAUGAGUGGUUCAAGAAGAUCCCCCUACUGGACCAACACAGCAAAAAAAAAAUGAUCCUUAAGUUUGUUCUGAACAACGAAAAUGGAAAUAUAGGGGUGUUCUUGUGGCCAUUCAGUUUUUUUAAAAAGGGAAAGAAGGAAAGCUUCCCUACCGAUGACAUCUUAACCUCCUACGAGUUUUCCUACUGUGCUGCACUGCAGAGGAGGAUGAAGAGGCUCUUCUCAUUCGACCCUGCCCAUAUUCACCUGGAGAGCUGGUUCACCCGGGUGGCCAACUGCGUCACUCGUUUUUUGUUCUCUAUUCUGAAGGCGUUCAGCUCCCCUGGGGGGGACCCACUCCACGGAGUAGCCAGCAUGGACCACACCAGGAGCAGCGAGACCUCCUUCGGGAACAACGCCAUUGGGGUGCAUGAGUUGGUGCAAGAUUAUUUCUUCGAUUUGGGUUACAUCCGCGGGGAGUUGCUCUGCGAGGGGGGAGUUGGAAGCGUUUUCGAGGGGGUGGGAGAGAACCACCCCGGGGGAGCAAACCAUGUGGAGGGGGCGCCCCUGCGAAACCGCAUCCAAACAGUGCUGAUGAAGAAGCAGAACGGGGACUCCUGCCUUCUCACAUACACCUUCUACGGACAGAAAAUUAACCUCUUCCUAAACAGGCAAAGCGAAAAAUUCACCUUCAUGUGCCACUGGAAGAGCAAAACGUUCAUCGACACCAUCAGUCUCCACUACGACCUCAAGCUGGUCAUAUACGUCGUGUACCUCCUGAAGAGGUUCUCCCUCUAUGUGUACGUCUAUAACGAGCUGCAGGAGAGAUUCCUCGCAGUAAACGCGGGGAGGGUCUUCAACUACGAGCUAGCCAAGGAUCAAUUCUGCCCCCAGUUCUUCUUUCACAAGUUGAAACUUCAUGACCUUUUGAAGAAAUACAACUACUCUGCGAACAUCCUUCUGACCAAAUUCCUCCAGAGCUUUUUUUCCCUCAUCGAUUUUUACUUUUAUCUUCCCUGUGGUGAGGGGGGUGCCACCAAAGGGGGGGGAUUUGAGAGCGCUCUCCGCAAAUUGGUGCACAAGGGGGGUGAAGCGGCAGCCGGCUUGCCUCCCCCGCAGGGUAGUGCCCACUUAGGAGGAAGCCCCCCCAGGGAGGAAAAUCUCAUCGGAAGCUUCGAAGGGACUAAUCUUGGCGAGUCCCCUUUUAGCGCCCCCGCCCCACAGCGGCAACCGGGGGGAAGCGGAUAUGAGGAGACCCCCGAGGAGGGGAAGAAGGCAGCCCCGAGUAGAGACCCCUUCCGACAGAACUUCAUCUCAGUGCUGUACUUCACCAUCUACACAUAUGACCGCACCCCCCUGCUGCUCAUCCUGCUGAUCGAAAAGGAUUGCAUACACCAAACGUACAUUGUUAUUUGUGAAAAUGAUGGAGUAACCUCUGGGGCAGACAAAGAAAGAAGCGAGCAGGGGAAGACCAGCAAGAGGCACCUCUUUACCAUUCCUCUAAUACAUAGGAGCUACCCCCUUGGGAAUCACCUCGAGGAUUACCUGGACGGUUUACGAGAUAUGGUCAACCGAUUUUCAAAUUUAUUUUCCACGUUGGGGAAGCUCCUACGGAUGAAUUCGCGGUGCCCCGUUUUUUGCAGUCCGUUUGGUGGAGCCCCGUCCAGAGGUGUAGCACUGAGCGGAGGGGCCCUUCAGCAUGAUGGGACCGCCCAGGGAGGGGAUGCACCUCCAGGGGGAAACGCCCCUCCGGGGGGGAAGCCCACACUUAAAGCCGCCUCCAACCAGACGUACGCCCGUUUGAGGAAGGAGAAGAAGAAGAGCUUCCUCGACCUUCAAUACUUCGUGAGUAAGAGCCAGUCCAAGCGGGCGCCUCCCAGGGAAAGCGCUGACGUCUGCCUAGGCGAAGCGAACCUAGCCGACUCUUCAAAGGAGAAAUACCCAGCGGACUACAUCACCAAUUAUUUGCUCCACCUGGAGUGCGAGCUAGACGCGGAGCACUACAUGAGCAGGGAACUUUUAAGCAACCAUGAAGGAGGGGAGUUCCCCCUCCUGAUCAAGGUGAACACCUAUGGGUCCUUUUUUUUUGAAGUCCCCUUUCGGCAGAGAAAACUCCUCAAAAUAAGGGACUCGAAUUUGAAGAAAAGCAGCGAGAUUUCUUUUCUCUGCUGCAACGUUGCGGUAAAUGUGAAGAUAGACCCUUUGGAAGUGGAAGGGGCAGAUGCUCCCUCGGUUCACUGGGUGCGGAUGAAAAAAAUGUACCUGCUGCUAAAAGACGAGAGCUCUCCACGGAGCAUUCUUCAUCUCUUCGCAGUUUUGAGCAAAAUAUUUUCUGCGUUGAAUUUCUUCCCGGAGCUGUACUACCUAGAAAGAAUGAUGUCCCCCGAUGUAUCCAUCCGCAAUUGCCAUUUGGCAAACAUCACCGUUGAGUAUCACUGUGGGGUGAACAGACAGAUCGCAUGCUCCCUUACGUUAGACGUGCUCAAUGGUGGAGAGGUACCACCCGGACAGCUCGAUGACCCCCCUGGUCGAGGUCUCAACAAGGAGCGCUUUCCAAAUCGCCCAGGUGAAGGAGACCCAAACGGUAUGGCGACAAACCGCAGAAUCAAACAAACGAGCGAUGAAGAAGACGAACUGGAAAAACUACUCUCCUUUGACGUCUCUUUUAACUCCCCCUUUGAAUGCAUUAAUGAAUUAUUUUCUCGAGAGAAGAAGAAGCUCUCCUUGUACUUAAAAAAAAAAAAAAGCAUUUUUAGCCUUUUAAAAUUUCUGCUGCUGACCUUUGAAUUUCACUAUAACUUUUAUAUAGUGAUUAACAAGACGAGUGAGCACUUGAGGAAGGUCCCUUUUUUGCAUCCGGUGGACCUCCUGCACGACGUUCAAUUCGACUGCGUUAACCUCUUGACCGUUCUGCUGACAUUAAAAUGUUUUAGUAACGACAAGGGGGUGCUUUCCUUUUAUUUCAUUCUGCACCCAGAGAAUUUCUCCAAAGUUGUGAUCAUCCCGCAUUACAGGGGCACCCAUAUGGGUAGACACCAGAGGGAGGUCUCGAUCAAAAAUUUCUUCAGAAGGGGGAAGCGCAGCCAUAGUGGUGAGAGGCAUGCCGAUGAGCAUACCGAUCAGCAUACCGAUCAGCGUGGCGCCCCUCCCAAGACGGGCCCAGGGACCCCCCCAAACGACGCAGCCACCGUGGAAGGAACCCCCCCCAACGCACAGGAACGCGGGAUACGCAUUGACCACCUGGAUGAGGAAGACCUGUUCAUCUACCUCUUUUCCCACUUUUGCGACGUUAUAAAUUUAAAGAGAGUAAACCAGUCUGCGAUCUACUCUCCCGGUGGAGACCUCCAUAGUGAUCAGGUAAGUCCAUCACGAGGGAGCAGCCACCCCUUGGAAGGAGCAGAAGAUCCCUCACUUGGAGAAAGCGCCAUCGAGAACGAUCUAAAAAUUUUUGAAGAAUAUGACUUGUUCAUAUUAAAUAUAAAAUAUUUGUUCAAAAUGAAAAACCAGAUUGUCCUCUCGGAGGUUUUUUUCUUCCCUCCGUUUUUUCUCUACACUACGCUGUACCCUUUUGUGGAGUUUUUGAAGACGCUAAAAUGUUGGCUCGUCUUAUUGGGUCAGCUGAGGGUUCACCACUCGGACAUUACCCUGAUGUGCUCCGAGAUAGGCGACGUUUUUCAGCAUGUAACUGCGGUUAGGAGGAGGGGCGCCCCGCCGGGCGAGGGAAAAAACGCAAAUGUGAAUGCAAAUGUGAGCGCGAAUGUGAGUGCAAGCGUGAGCGAAAAUGUGAGUGCGAAUGUGAGCGCAGAUGUAAGCGCAGAUGUAAGUGCGAAUGUGAGCGCAAAUGUUAACGCAGAUGUAAACGCAAACGUGUGCGCAAAUGUGAACGCUGAGGUAAGCCCAAAUGUGAGCGCAGAUGUAAACGCUGAGGUAAGCGCAACCGUGCAGAGCGCACACAGCGAACACAGCGGCGCGCCCCCCGAGGGCCACCCCAGUGGCCACCGCCAGGAUGACGAAAUAGUCGUUCACCUCGUGUGGUUCCUCUACAGCACCAAAGAUUUGUACGUGGACGCGGCGUCCCUUGGCGAGGGGAAGACGUGCAAGAGGAGUUAUGCGGCCCUGUUGGGCGACCCCGGGGAGGUGAAUCAGGAGGAUUCGCCUGAGAGGGGUGGCGGUGGAAAUGGCGGCGGUGACAAAGGCGGCCAUGGCUUCGGAGACCAUGACGACGGCCACCAUGACAGCGGAUACCAUGACGACGAACACCAUGACGACCGAAGUGAGCAUAAAAAGGUGAAGAGGCAAGAGGAGGAUGGGCAGCACAGCGAGAAAGGCCACUUGCGGGGGGACGACCCCCCCCUGAGUGAAGCCAAAUCGGAGGAAAUGCAAAAUGUGAAGUGGGAAACCGGAGGAGCUAACCCCGUAGCAAAGAAGUGGGCACACACAACGAAUCACCUGAGCACCCCCUUCCAGAGGAACGAAACAAACACGGAGAAAUUGAAACAUAUGAUCAACGCAUACUCUCACAGCAAUGAUGACAUUUUUUUAAAAAAGAAAGCUCAGAAAAUCUGGCUGGGGGGGAAUUUUAUCCGGAAGGCGUACGCCCUGCGUGUUUUGGAGCCCCGACAUGGGGACCCCCCCUCCGAAGAGGGGAAAAGAGGGGAUCCCCGGGGGGAGGAAGGGAAAAAUGGCAAUAUAGGGGAGCGUACAGGGGAUCAUCGCCAGAACGACUUCCCUGUGAAGAUCAACCCGCACCAAGCAACGCCCAAUCGAAGCGAACCACAAAACGAUGGUGAAAAUAUGUUUUUUUUUAAUGAGGAAAAAAUGCUAAUCGGAGGUAUGAAGAACGCGAAAAGCCUUGCCUGGUCAGGCGAAAAUGUGUACAAAGGGGAUAUGCACUAUUGGAUCAAUUCAGUUGGCAUUUUUUUUGAAAAUGUUGGGGAGACUGUGGAUGAGGGGGACAGCUGGUUUUAUCGCAACAGAGGAAGGGUGCCCACACGGGAGGGAACACCAAAUAACAACAAUGAGGUGAAAACACGAACGAGGAAAUUCAUCAUGGAGGAACAAAACGUACUGAAGGAAAUCUCCAAAAUUAAUUCCGCCCUAAAUAUAAUUUACAGCUAUGUAAGAACGUGGCUCCUCAAAAUGAAUCACUCCAGUGUCAUUUCCUUUUUUCGCAUCAUAAGUGAGAUAGUAGUCGAGAAAAAGAAUAUAUGCGAAUUGUCUGCUUUUCUUUUUAACUCGGUUUUGUCCUACCGAGAGUACUUAGCCUUUUGGAUGUUUCCAAACAGGGAAGGUGUAUCAAUGCCAUUCGUGGAAAUGGAGUUUGUACCUGAGGGGGAAGAUCACCUGGUUGCCGCGGCGGGUGGGAAGAAAGGGACCUCCUUUUUCCGCAAUAAAUGGGUCGAACUGGUUGUUCCCGUGGAGGAAGCGGUGCACGGUGGUUAUCUCAUGGAUGGUGAGGUGACCCAUGCAGGUGGAGACUCGGCUGCUCCCAGCACCAGCAGAGGGAACAAAAUUAUCCCCACGGGAGGCGGUAAUGACGGCAAGCGAGGGAACUGCCAUCCCAACCCCGCAACAGAAAAAGCGAUCAACAUAAAAUACAAAAUAUGGAGAUAUAUGCCUCCCCCUUUUAAAAAAAAAAUGAACGAACAGGAGGUUAUAGACAUUAUGGGGGGAGCCAACGAAAGCGUGACGCUCACGUUUAAAAUAUCAUCCGUGCUGCCAGUUAAAAAUUUAAAGGAGGUGUACAUAAAUGACGAGCCGUUCGUGAAAUUUCUGGUGAAGCACAAAAUUGACUUAAAUGUUGCUCACGAGAGGGUCAUGGCCAUUUUGGAGAAGCACAACUUGAUGGCAAACUACUCCCUCGUUGCCACGCAGACCAUCCUCCACCGCUCCUCCUUCGAACGGUUGCUCAAGGGGGGGGACAACGACAGUGGGUGA